This is a messenger RNA of Fopius arisanus, 2433 nucleotides long. RefSeq names its product sorting nexin-8. The record is from RefSeq and is a predicted model, not a curated record. Bases 293 to 1864 code for a protein of 523 amino acids. NCBI's taxonomy places the organism in Eukaryota, Metazoa, Arthropoda, Insecta, Hymenoptera, Braconidae. The transcript is spliced from 9 exons. Gene Ontology annotation, cellular component: early endosome membrane. Gene Ontology annotation, molecular function: protein binding; phosphatidylinositol binding. Gene Ontology annotation, biological process: early endosome to Golgi transport; intracellular protein transport.
AUCCACGCAGUUACACGCCACACGGCAAUGGCGUACGACGUAUCAUGAAAAAUUAAACACGGCCUCAAUAUUCACAAAUAUUCGUAGCACAUCACCUGCUGUCUAAACAAUGUGAAACGUCACGCGUUGUCAUUGCAAAUCACUUUGGAGACUGUUAAAAGCUAUAUCAACGAAUCGUUAACACUUGCUCCAUCAAUCGCCUGAUGUCAGCAUUAUUUUUCCUUUAUCGAGGUGAUAGAUAUUUCAUUGGUGAAGGGCAACAACCAGUUGUGCAUUUACAUAGUGAUUCAAUAUGGCGUCAACAGAUCUUUCUUCAGGCGCAAUACCACCUUUCUAUCGCGAACUCCAUGGGAAGAUAUGCUCUCCAACUAGUGGUAAUAUUGAACGAGAAGUUUUUAAAUCGCUGCUCAUAAAGUCACAACUUAGCAGCCCAAUUUUAAGCCAGAUAUGGGAGUUGGUAGACAGUAAAACUGGAUAUUUGAGUAGAAGUGGAUUAUACAAAGGCCUGGCUCUAGUAGCAUUUGCUCAACAGGGCAAACAGCCCAGUGACAAGCUCCUCGAAAAUGUUGAAACCCAAGAACUUCCAGUACCUUCCCUCGGUGAUUUAUCCGAGGUUGUACUGCUCGCUCAAAGACUCUAUCGUGGGACCAAUCCUGCUAAAUUGAAUCUAGCAUACACGGAUAUAUGUAAAUUGGACAGCAUCGAAGUGAAUAUUGUGCCAGAGAGAAAGGGUAUAUUUUUGAAGCACGUGGAAUAUCAAGUCACUAGCAAAGCUUUCAAUUCCAUUGUUCAUAGGCGUUAUAGCGAUUUUGUGUCUCUACAUGAACUGCUGUUAGCGAGAUUUCCUUACAGGCUGAUACCAAAAUUGCCACCUAAAAAAAUUGUCGGAGCAGAUUCUCAGUUUCUCGAGGAAAGAAGGCGUUCUCUCCUUCGGUUCCUCGUUUUAAUCGCUCGUCAUCCCAUAGUCCGGAAAGAUCCGAUAGUUCAAUUUUUCUUUACAUACACUGGUGAGGAAACUCAGCAUAAAAUUCGCGAGGUCUUCAGACGAGUUCCAGAUGAAUUUGCAACAUCAGAAUUAUCAUCGAGAGCUAAGGAAUUGGUCCCUCCUGAGACCCUCACUGAAUUUGCCAACAGUCGCGAACAGAUACGAGUUAUACUUUGCGGGAUAUCGAGGCUGAAGAACAUUGCGGACUGCUUGGCAAUAAGAUCUCACUCAUGUGCGGUUGACAUGGCAGAAUUGGGAACACAAUUGAGUAAUUUAGCGUCGGAGCCGCACGGUAACAGUAGUUGGGCCAGUGGUGGCUCGACAGUAUGGCAGGACAUAAAGAAGGGCUUUCACGUUAUGGCAAAGGAAUUCAAUUUAUUAUCGACACGAGCACUUCAGCAGGCAGUGAGGGAGGAGACUAUGAUCUGCGAAAGAUUGAAUCUGCUGUUGGAUGUGUUGGUGGCACACAGAACACUUUGCGAAAGACAUGAAAAAGGAGUCAGUGCUGAUCAUCAGCGAGCACUUUCAUCCAUGCUCGCCCUGAAGAAGAGACAGAUGCAAGGGGUGAUUCGAGGCACUGACGCAGAUACCGUAGAGUGUCUUGAAAAUAAAAUGGUAGCUCAGGAGUCAGUCAUAGCAAAUGUUGAAUUAAGGAAUUCCUUCUCACUCCACUGUCUUCACAUGGAGACACAACUUAUCCAUGCAUAUUUGGAAAUAUUAGCAGGGGUCCUCCAAAGCCUUGUAAAAGUUCAAAUCAGGGGCCACACGGAGCUGGGCGAGGUGUGGAAGCUUAUAGAGCCGACGAUAAUGAAGUGCCUCCCAGAAAAAUCAUCCAUGAACACCAAUGGUAUUUCUGAUAACGAAACGGGACUUUUGUGACAUAUUACUACUUUCGAAAACAACAUUGCAGUCUUCCGAAUACUACAAGAUUGAAUUAAUUUCAAGGAGCAAAAUACUCAAUUGGAGAACAUAAUAAUGCUGCCAUAAUGUUGCAGUGAGAGCGAUAAGCGGAGGAUCAGGCGUUGUGCAAUCGUAAACUCACGAGAUUUACGUAUAAUUCACAUGUACCACUCGUGCGUUAUCAAUAUCACAGGCGAGUUAAUGAGAUAGUGACAAUUUUCUGUACAAUACUAGUUUUUUAUGGAAUGACGCAUAAUAAUUUUAUAUCGUGAUGCACUGUAUUGUUGAAUUUUGUUGUCAAUCGUUGAAAAUCGGAAAUUAGCGGAAUCUCAAGGUGUGAUAAUCCGUAUCCAUCGUUUUUUAAAAUGAACUUUCUAUUGUACUUAAUAUAUAGUUUAUGGGGAACUAUUGCACAGGAAUAUCAUAGCACUUGUACAUAAUUAAGAAUUUGUAUAUAAAAAAAAACUGUUGAUAUGUAGAUUUUUAUAAAAAUUGGGAGUUGGUGAUGCAUUUUAUGGCGUUUAAACGAAUAAAUCAGAAAAAAUUAA